GGGCACAAUUUGCGCACACUCAAAAGAGCCUACACCACACCAAAGCCAAGUGGAGCGCUGAGAGAAGACGAGAUAGGCUGGUGGUGGUGGUGAUGAACACAUACCGAAGCUGAGCUCUAUUGUAUCUCUAUACUAGCGUCACAUCACCUCGAGCGCUGCGCGUGGACAGUACUCGCUGCGUUUUUCCUGCGCGUCUCUCCUUUCACCUCACAGAAACCUCGCCGCAGAUGUCAGCCGAUUAGUGAGCACUUUCAUCGCGUUUGCCUUUUUCAGUAGCCCGAAGCAGGAAUCGUCAGACCUCCUUUUGACUCUCCUUUACGACACCAUGGGGAAACAGAACAGCAAGCUGACCCCUGAGGUAAUGGAGGACCUGGUGAAGAACACAGAAUUUAACGAGCAUGAACUAAAACAGUGGUACAAAGGCUUUCUGAAGGAUUGUCCCAGUGGCCGACUCAACCUGGAUGAGUUCCAGCAGCUUUAUGUUAAGUUUUUCCCCUAUGGUGAUGCCUCAAAGUUUGCUCAGCACGCUUUCAGAACCUUCGAUAAGAAUGGAGACGGCACCAUCGACUUCAGAGAGUUUAUCUGUGCCCUGUCCAUCACAUCACGUGGCAGCUUUGAACAGAAACUCAACUGGGCAUUCAACAUGUAUGACCUGGAUGGAGAUGGCAAAAUCACACGAGUUGAGAUGCUUGAGAUCAUUGAGGCAAUAUAUAAGAUGGUGGGGACUGUUAUCAUGAUGAAGAUGAAUGAGGAUGGCCUGACGCCUGAGCAGCGAGUGGACAAAAUCUUUAGUAAGAUGGAUAAGAACAACGACGACCAGAUAUCAUUGGAAGAGUUUAAAGAAGCAGCAAAGAGUGACCCCUCCAUUGUUUUACUUCUGCAGUGUGACCUUCAAAAAUAAGCGUCUCAGAAAAGAGCCAGGGACUGCACAAUGAUUAAUGUUCCAUUCAGUUUGCAGCUAUUUCCACUCAAAAAAUUAGCUUGGACUACCUUUCAAUGAAUCCGCUUCCUGUGUUUGAAACACUUGUGUGCAUGAGAAUGUUCUUUGCUGACAAAUUUCACAUAUGUACACACACAAACACUUUCACACAAACACACACACACACACGAAUGCAUACUUUGCAAAAACAUACACACAUACAGACCAUGCCAUGCACAAUUAGAAUUAUAUGAAUAUUUAUAUAUAUAUAUAUAUAUAUAUAUAUAAUGAAUAUACUGUGUGUGUGUGUGUGUGUGUAUAUAAGGAAUAUCACACAAGCAAGUGUGCAAUAUGGGCCCUACAUUUGGCCGCAAGCCGAGUGCCGUAGGUAAUCACAGCAGUGCUGAUUUAGGAACAUAUAGCAUGAUUGCAAGUGUGAAGUUGCUUAUAUACAACAGUUCAAUGAACAAAUACAUUUUCAAAACUGAGUACGGUCAAGAAAAAUGUAUUUGUGCAUGGAACUACUUUCUUAUGCGUCGGAUCAGAAUCUGCUGUUGCUGGUUCAAAACCAAAUGAUGCGUCCAAGCCUCUGAUAGUAAUUCAAAAUGUAACUUCAGAAAGAGUAUCUGUGCUGUUUCGAACAAGUUAUUUGAUAACCAAGGAUGGAUGUGUGUGUGUGUGUGUGUGUGAGAGAGAGAGAGAGAGAGAGACGGAGUGUGUGUGAUCACCUGUUGCCACACCCAAGCAGAGAUGCUGAAGAUCAGCUUUCUCAGUGGAAAAAUAGCAUUCAAGCGGGGGUAUUUCUCCCUAUUUCGCAGUAGCCGGUGCGCAAGAGUCGAUAUUGUGUAAUUAAUCAGUCUGUUGUGUCUCUCAGCUGUGAUGAGCCGUAAUGCUUAAGUUGUUCAUUUAAAGCCAUUUAAAGCUAUUUCCUAGCUUUAGAAGUGUAUUUUAUUAAGUAUAGUAAGCGAUAAUGAAGAGCUGUUGUAUGUAUAUACAUUGUGUGUGUAUAUAUAUAUAUAUAUAUAUAUAUACACACACACACACACACACACAACACACACACACACGGUAGUGGCCAAAAAUAGUGUCACUCUUGGUAAAUAUGAGCAAAUAAGGCUGUGAAAAAUAUAUCCUUAUUGUUUAUCCUUUUGGUCUGUCAUUCAAAAUAUUCACUAAAAUCUGUCCUCAAAUAGAUAUCAAACUAUUCCGAAUGCAACACAAGUUUUACCAAAAAAUUAUAUUUUUGUCAAAUAUAUGUGUGGCACAAUUAUUGGCACCCUUUUAUUAAAUAUUUUGUGCAACCUCCCUUUGCCAAGAUGACAGCUCUGAGUCUUCUCCUAUAAUCCUAAUGAGGUUGGAGAACGCAUGGCAAGUGAUCUGAGACCAUUCCUCCAUAAAUAAUCUCUCCAGAUCCUUCAAAUUCAGAGGUUCACACUGGUGGACUCUCCUCUUCAGUUCACCACACAGGUUUUCUAUGGGGUUCAGGUCAGGGGACUGGGAUGGCCAUGGCAGGACCUCGAUAUUGUGGUCAGUGAACUAUUUUUGUGUUGAUUUUGAUGUGUGUUUUGGAUCAUUGUCCUGCUGGGAUAUCAAACCACAGUCCAUUUUAAGCUUUCUGGCAGAGGCAGGUUUUGAUUUUUGUAUCAGUUGGUAUUUAAUGAGUCCAUGAUGCCAUGUCCGAACAAGAUGUCCAGGACCUCUGGCAUAAAAACAGCCCCACAACGUUAAAGAUCCACCACCAUAUUUAACUGAGGGCAUGAGGUACUUUUCCAUAUGGCUACCGGUCACAUUUGAAGUUCCAGUAGUGUCUGGCAAACUGAAGAUGCUUGAGUUUGGUGCUGGAUGAGAGCAGAGUCUUUUUUCUUGAAACCCUCCCAAACAACUUGUUGUGAAGUAGGUGAUGUCUGAUUGUAGUUUGGAGACUUUCUGAUCCCAAGACACAACAAGUUCCUGCAAUUCUCCAGCUGUGAUCCUUGGAGCAUUUUUGGCCACCUGAACAAUCCCCCACACCUUGCAUGGAGACAAUAUAGACUUGCAUCCUAUUUCAGGCCGAUUCGUAACACCUCCAGUUGAUUAGAACUUCUUAAUUAUUGCCCUGAUGGUGGAAAUGGGUAUUUUCAAUGCAGUAACUAUUUUCUUAUAGCCACUUCCUAUUUUGUGAAGCUCAACAACUUUUUGCUGCACAUCAUAACUUAAUUCUUUGGUCUUACCCAUUGAGAUAUAUGACUACGGGAAUUUGAGCUUGUGUGUUACCUCAUAUUUAUACCCGUGUGAAACAGAAAGUCAUAGCUGAACAAUUUCAUGUUCCUUGUCACCCAGGUGUACUAAAUAAUGUAAAAUAUGAAUGGGAAUAUACUUCAGAUAUAUUUUACUCAUAAGAAUUUCAAGGGGUGCCAAUAAUUGUGGCAAAUGUGUUUUGGAGAAAAAUAUUUAUUUAAAUUACGAGAUUUUUUUACCCACUAUCAUUUAGUUUUCUUCAAUUAAAGGUUACAUUUUUGUGAAUAUUUUGAAUGAAAGAUAAAAAGGAUAAACAAUAAAGACAUAUUUUUCACAGCCUUCUUUUCUCAUAUUUACCAAGGGUGCAAAUAUUUUUGGCCACUACUGUAUAUAUAUAUAUAUAUAUAUAUAUAUAUAUAUAUAUAUAUAUAUAUAUAUAGAUGUCAAAAUUAACUGCCACUUUCUAUACAGUCCAAAACCACUGGAGCUUGCGCAUCAUUGAUGUGCUGUAUUAAAUGAAGCUACUAUUUAUUGUUCAAGUUUACUGAUGCUAUCUAUGUGUACUGUAUACUACGUAAUGUCAACCAAACUGAUUCUUAUGGUGAUCGUAACUGUUCCAGAUUUACCCACUCGCCUGGAUGGACGAAAACAUUAACUUAAGUCCAUCAACCUUUUCCUUCCAGAUGUUCUUGUACUGCUGGUGAAUAUAAUUGUAGUUUAUUUGCAUGCCAUUAGGUUUGCCUUAAGAGCACUUCCCUAAUUUGCAUCCUGCAUAAAGAAUGAUCACAAGCCUUAUUUCAAAAUAAGCUGUUCAAAAUAUACGUACAAUAGAAUCGGAUGGAAAGCUGGUUUUGCAAAGAUCUUCAACGAUGGUGAUGUCACACCGGACAUGCAUUGGUGAUCCACUGAUGAGGAAAGGCUAUGGGAAGUGCAUUCUCCCUUCUAUGUCUAGCAUGUACUUUACAUAAGAGGGAUUGAAUGUGGCUGACUGAAAUAUGUGAGAACAAUUGAGAACAAUACUAAGACACUGUUUGAUCCAGAGUGAAUUUUAAAUAGGCCAUAGUAUACAUUCAUACUCAUGGUCAAAAUAUUAUGCUAGUCAAUAAAAAGUAUUCCCAUAUUCAGCCAACAAUCUGUGCAGUGAAUUUAAGCAUUUAAGAGUGUCAUCAAAUAUUAAAUAAUUUGCAUAUCAGUUUGCUGAUAUAUGUGGGGCCCCAAGCAUGGAAUUAAUUUAUGAAAAUAAUUUUUGAGUUGUGUCAUUAGGUUUAAAAUUAUGAAAAUACUGAUUGAAAUAUUGAUCUUGCCUCAAAUCUUUUUAAACGACAAACUCAGAUUUUGUACAUGCUGCUCUUAAAGGAGGGCUUCAGCUGAGGGUUUUAUGUUUUAGGGCUCAGACCAAGCUAAGAAUAUCACUCUUUGAAUCCAGACAUUUGCACCAACUGCACAUUUUGGGCACUGACUCCAUUUCUAAAGAAGCACAUCUUCAACUAAGCUUCUGUGCUCCAUUUGAUAUUUGCAUUCAGCCAGUGUUAAGAGUUUUACAAAAACAUAAACUUUGUCAUUGUAAUGUUUACCUAUUUAGCCACCACAACAAAUUCAUGCAAUGGCAACCUUUUCCAACUGAAGAGUUAUUUUGUACAUGAAGCAUGUAUUGUGCCCCUGAUGCCAUGGCUGCACUAUUCCUUGUGUUGUGGUUUAAACUAAUAAAAGAGUAUAUGGGAUGCCUUUUCAAUGUCAGAGUUUGAUUUCAAAUUCUGAAUAUAAAAAUGUGUCUUCCCAGAGGAACACUUUAUUAUGCAAAGGAUUAUUAAUGUAUGCAUUUAUUUUUUAUAGCUUAUGAGGCAUCAUGGAGUUCUCGGUUAUGUUUUAUCCACUUU
This is a messenger RNA of Xyrauchen texanus (razorback sucker), 5013 nucleotides long. It is a transcript of the gene vsnl1a, whose product is annotated as visinin-like 1a. The coding region runs from base 326 to 901 and encodes 191 amino acids. Gene Ontology annotation, molecular function: calcium ion binding. The transcript is spliced from 4 exons. NCBI's taxonomy places the organism in Eukaryota, Metazoa, Chordata, Actinopteri, Cypriniformes, Catostomidae. The record is from RefSeq and is a predicted model, not a curated record.